CAGGCCGGCGGUUCCAGGGACCUCGCUCUCGUCCUCACUCUGUCCUGCAGGGCUCGAGACCGCCAACGGGGAGCCGUGCCAGAUGCCCUACAACAGCAGCAAGGUGAUCCUGAUGGUCUUGUACAGCUCCGUGUGCACGCUGGCGCUGCCAGCCAACUGCGUGACGGCGUGGCUGACGCUGCUGCAGGCGCUGCAGGGCAACGUGCUGGCCAUCUACCUGUUCUGCCUGGCGCUGUGCGAGCUGCUGUACGCCAGCACCCUGCCGCUCUGGAUCAUGUACAUCCGGGACAACCACCGCUGGGGCCUGGGCGACAGGGCCUGCAAGGUUACCGCCUACAUCUUCUUCUGCAACAUCUACAUCAGCAUCCUCUUCCUGUGCUGCAUCUCCUGCGACCGCUUCGUGGCAGUGGUGUACCCGCUGCAGAGCCGCGCACGCCGCCACCCGAAGGUGGCCAUCCUCGUCUCUGCCGGGGUCUUCGUCUCGGUCGGUGCCGUUUUCUCGCCGGUGUUCAAGGUCACAACGAACACGACCUGCUUCGAGCCGGUGCUGGUCAACGAAACGACCGCCAUCUACUACUACUCGCGCUUCACCUGCGGCUUCGUUGUGCCGCUGUUCAUCAUCGCCUACGCCAACUGGCAGGUCUUCAAGAGCAUCAGGCAGUGCAUGGGCUUGAGCGCCGCCCAGAAGGCCCGGAUAAAGCGCCUGCUCACGGCCGUCGUGGCCAUCUUCCUGGCCUGCUUCACGCCCUACCACCUGGUGCUGCUGAUCAGGGCGGCCGCCUUCUCCAGCCACAAGGGCAACACGACUGCCCUGUGCCUGCUGGAGCGUGACUUCUUCUACACACCCUCCGUGGUCUUCCUGUGCCUGUGCACGGUCCACAGUGUGGCCGACCCCAUCAUCUACUUGCUGGCCAUGGACCUCAGGCUGCGGGAGGACCUCAGACACCUCAGCUGGAGCCACUGGCACAUCAGGGCUGACUCCACCUGGCUCGCGGCUUCCAGGGACUCAGAGGAACCGCGGUUGCCCACGCUGCCCACCAACAGUGGCACCUUCCCCACGGCCGUGCACCCCCCGGGGGCCCAGCAGGGCAUGGGGCCCUCCCUGAGCGCCCUGCACGAGGAGCCCUGA
This is a messenger RNA of Talpa occidentalis (Iberian mole), 1129 nucleotides long. RefSeq names its product G protein-coupled receptor 132 (gene GPR132). NCBI's taxonomy places the organism in Eukaryota, Metazoa, Chordata, Mammalia, Eulipotyphla, Talpidae. Bases 83 to 1129 code for a protein of 348 amino acids. The record is from RefSeq and is a predicted model, not a curated record. Gene Ontology annotation, biological process: G protein-coupled receptor signaling pathway; negative regulation of G2/M transition of mitotic cell cycle; G1/S transition of mitotic cell cycle. Gene Ontology annotation, molecular function: G protein-coupled receptor activity. Gene Ontology annotation, cellular component: membrane. The transcript has a single exon.